UAGGCGUGUCCUCGCCCAGGAGAUGGCACACUGGUUUCACCGAAAUCCUCUCAAGGCUACAGCGCCUGUGUCCUUUAAUUUUUAUGGUGUUGCAGGGAGCCCCACCGCUAAUAAAAUCUGCAACCAGCCGAAUGUUCUAUCAAGAGAAACACCAUCUCAUGAUUUGCUGUUUGUUCACCAAAUGCAGUGACCUCAGGACAACCAGGGCAAGGUUGCUGGAAAUGUUCACCGAUGUCACCUGCAACGCAGAAAUCAUGAAAAGUGCCACAGAUGCAUACUUCUCCCUCCUACAAUGCCUUCUUGUAUCCUUGGAUGGAACAACACAGGACAACAAGAUGAGGUAUAUCCAGAACUUCAAAUGGACUGAUACUUUACAAGGGAACACACCAAGUCCCUUUCUUCUAUGCACUCAACUUAGUGCCCAACAAGAUGCAGUCUUCGAGCUGGUCUCCAUGUCCUUCAACGUAGCGCUCUGGUACACAAAGUUUGCGUCAAGGCUUGCUGGAAAAGAAAAUGUCUCAGAUGAUGAAGCGAAAGAUGUUCACCGCAGCCUGAAGGUUGCUGCUGGAAUCUUCAAAUCUCUUAAGGAGGUCCACAUCCCCCGUCUCAUCACCCCCGCAGAAAAAGGUAGAGACCUGGAUCCCAGAGUGAUUGAUGCAUACAUCAUCCAGUCUCAGGCAGAAGCUCAAGAAGUGACAAUCGCCAGAGCCAUUGAAUUGAAGCACAACGCCUCAAUUGUUGCGGCGUUGGCAUCCGAGACAGCAAACUUUUAUCAGAAAGCCGACCACACACUGAACACUUUGGAGCCCGAGUGCAGCAGCAAGUGGAGGAAGUAUCUCCAGCUGAAGUUCUACUUUUACAUGGCUUAUGCGUACUGCUAUCAUGGACAGACGCUGCUGGGGAAUGAUAAGUGUGGUGAGGCGAUACGAUCUCUGCAAGAAGCAGAAAAGGCAUAUUCCCGCGCCGAGGAGCUGUGUAAAGAGUAUCGUCACACCAAAGGCCCGGGCACCACAGCCAAACCAUCUGAGCAGGUUUUCUUCCUCAAACUGGGUGGCUUCGUUAAGAACACACUGGAGAAGUGCCAGAGAGAAAAUGGCUUUAUAUACUUCCACAAGGUCCCAGCGGAACCUCCCCAGCUAGAGAUGAAGGCGAGCUAUGGCCUGGCUGAGCCAGCCCCGUAUGAGCUCCCACCCCCCAAUGAGCAGUGUACUCCUGAAGUUUAUGCCACCUUUGACCUGACUCGGGGAGCCAAAAAUGACAAGGCCAAACCUAAAGAGGAAGAAGUGAAACCAAUGAAGGAACCCGAUUUAAAGCCCCAGAAGGACACAGGCUGUACCGUUUCCUAAAUAUAUUGGAUUUAUUCCUCUCAUACUGCAGUAGCAUCCAGUAGGCCCAUAAUACAGCCUCUCUUAUUUUACAUGUAUGCUGGAAUGUUUAGCGUAUUUGGAUAUAACAUCACCAUCAUGAUUGCCAGAGCCAGUUAUGGUCACAUUAUUUUUAGAGCUCAUAGUAAAGCCCAAGUAUUUGUGGCAUUUGAUUACAACUGUCCUUCAUAAUGUAAACCUCAAUGUAAUCAACUCAGUCUUUUUCAUUCAGCUUGGAGUGGUUAAGUUUGGUGCCUCACUGGAGUUUUGAUCCACGGGGUGUGUGCUCUGGCGCAAUGAGAUGGCACUCAACACAAGAAAUAUAUCAAUGGGGACCAUGAAAAUAACGAUCCUUUAAAAAAAAAAAAAAAAAAAAAAAAUAUAUAUAUAUAUAAUACUUUUGCAAAUGCACUUGAUGAAAUCUGUCUUAGAAAUAUAAUUAGCUUGACAUUCAUUUAAAUCCAUGGUGGGUAAACAGAAUAAAUAAGAACUGAAGUUGCCACGUGCGCCGACGUCACGUGACCAAACCCUGAAAACAGGUUGGCGGACUUCCUGUGUAUGCCGCGAUAAUGAUCAUGACAACGGUUUGAUGACAUAUUGUUUGAACUCGAAUUUGCUCACACUUUUCUUUCUUUAUAGCUGGUGUCUUUGGACAAAAAUUAUAUACAUAGAUCAUUUAUUUAUACAAACAUGGUACAGUAAACACGAAUGAAGCGUAAACAUUGAAUAUUGUCAACUUUGGUGGCUCUGUGGUGACAUCUCAAAUCUAAAAAAUGAACAUUGUAGACGUUUUAAGUUCAUACGGGGGAUUUGUCAAAGUCCCCAUUGCCAAACAGGUUGUUUUGUUGUAGUAGUAGGUUGCAUGUACACCAGAUGUAGUUUAUUUUAGGUGUAGCAUUUUACAAUCAUGUUAAAUCACAACUAUAGGUAUUUAUUGACAUAACAUGGAUCUGUCAGUUUACUAAUAAAUGAAAUUAAUAACAAAGCUACAUUAGUCUUGGGAGUCUGUCCCUCAUAAUCAUAGUUCCUUAUUUAUUCAUGUUAUGUAUAAUUUUAGUAGAUAACUUCAAACCAACAGUUUACAGUCAAGUGGGACUCAAAUUAUUUUUGUCCAAAUUAAUUUUCUCAUAUUCUUUAUGCAUCACAAUUGCCUUACAUAAACUGCUGAAUCAUGUUUACUUUAUUGGCUAAAAAAAAAAAAACUCCCAGUACUUGGGAGUUUAACUGCAAACGGACAAUUAAAGAAACAGCUGCAGAGCUGCGUGACAGACAGUUACAGCGUCAAAGACUCCCAGUGGGAUUUCAACUUGCGUGAGCUGAAGCGCAACCACUCGAACUGUGUCCACGCUGUUGUGCUGUUUGUCAACGUUUUUGUCCAGAUGGACGGUGACAGUGAAAAAUGGAAAUGCUGGCAAAAUGCUACAAAACAGGAAUACAAUGAGAGAAACAAUUGUUCUGCUCUUUGGAACUGACUGAUGCUUGUUUUGUGUUCUCAUCAAAGGGUUGAGUUCAUUAUCACAACUGAAAAUCAUUGUAAUGUAUGUACCUUUUGUCGUUUCUGUAAACUGCACUACAAUCAAUAAUAAAUCACAGUUAUAACCGA
Molecule: messenger RNA, 2967 nt
Organism: Phycodurus eques (leafy seadragon)
Lineage: Eukaryota; Metazoa; Chordata; Actinopteri; Syngnathiformes; Syngnathidae
Gene: brox
Product: BRO1 domain and CAAX motif containing
Exons: 12
Coding region: 84-1346 (420 amino acids)
Source: RefSeq, a predicted model, not a curated record